Messenger RNA from Exophiala aquamarina CBS 119918, 1449 nucleotides. RefSeq lists its product as uncharacterized. Gene Ontology annotation, molecular function: amino acid transmembrane transporter activity. The transcript has 5 exons. The record is from RefSeq and is a predicted model, not a curated record. NCBI's taxonomy places the organism in Eukaryota, Fungi, Ascomycota, Eurotiomycetes, Chaetothyriales, Herpotrichiellaceae. Gene Ontology annotation, cellular component: vacuolar membrane. Bases 1 to 1449 code for a protein of 482 amino acids. Gene Ontology annotation, biological process: amino acid transmembrane transport.
AUGGAUGCCACAUCGUCCGAGAAAGGAGGUGUCCAUUACGAUGGAGAGGCACCUCCUUCGAAUGCCAGGCGAGGUUCAAUUUAUCAGGUCAUCCCUCCUUCGGAGAGGCGGAUGUCUGCCCAAGGUCGUCGCAUUUCGGUCAUUGACGAUAUCUUCGGUGAGAUCAAGGAGGGCGGUCCGAACUACCGAAAUGUCGGAUGGCUUGGAACUGCUGUGCUGAUGAUCAAGACACAAAUUGGGUUGGGUGUCCUAUCCAUUCCCGCUGUCUUAGACACACUAGGAAUGGGACCAGGACUUGUCGUAGUGAUUUCGAUAGGAGUAAUCACGACAUGGUCGAACUACGUUAUCGGCACUUUCAAGAAAAACCAUCCAUCGGUUUACGGUAUCGAUGAUGUAGGAUACAAGCUUUUUGGCAAGGCUGGGAGAGAAUUUUUCUACGUCGUGUUUGUUUUAUUUUGGAUCUUCGUUGCUGGAGCGGGUAUGCUGGGGAUAUCAAUUUCAUUCAAUGCCAUAUCGACUCACGGAGUUUGUACGGCUGUCUUUGUCGCAGUUGCAGCCAUUAUUGGCUUUACCCUUGGAAGUAUUCAGACCCUCCAUGAGGUCUCGUGGUUGGCUUGGGUUGGUGCGAUUUCCAUUUUAACCGCGAUUUUUACCCUGACAAUUGCUGUGGGUGUUCAAGAUAAACCUGCCGCUGCCCCGCCGGGUCCGUUCAAAUCCAACUGGAAAGGUGUAGGCGAUCCAACCUUCGAGUCAGCGAUUUCAGCUUGCUCCUCCAUCGUUUUCGCAUGGGCCGGUACGCCUGCUUUCUUCCAGAUUGCGUCUGAGAUGCGUGUACCAGAGCAAUACACCCGCUCACUUUUACUUUGUCAAUCUGUCGUGGCCACCACUUAUAUAGUGAUUGGCGUUGUGGUCUACUACUACUGUGGAAGCUUCGUUGCGUCACCAGCACUUGGGUCGGCAGGAGUUCUUUUGAAGAAGAUCUGCUAUGGUCUAGCUUUGCCGGGCCUGUGCGUUAGCACGCUCCUCUUCGUACACAUUGCUGCGAAAUACGUCUUUGUUCGCAUGUUGAGAGGUUCUUAUCAUCUUACGGAUCCUACUUUCCGGCAUUGGGCCACCUGGCUGGGAUGCACAUUAGGCGCUACAAUUAUCUCAUACAUUAUCGCAAGUGCAAUUCCUGUUUUUGGUGGACUUGUCUCCUUGAUCGGUGCGCUCCUCGGCACUCUUAUGUGCUUCCAACCGAUGGGCGCCAUGUGGCUAUACGACAACUGGCACAACCCAAGGACAGCCAAGUGGUAUGCAAUGGUGGCUUGGAGCGUCUUUGUGAUUGUCUCCGGUUUCUUUUUGAUGAUUGGUGGAACCUAUGGUUCUGUGAUCGAUAUCAAAAACUCGUAUGCAGCAAACGGCGGGUCUUCUCCAUGGUCCUGUGCAGAUAAUUCGAAUUCAACAUAA